Carassius gibelio (silver crucian carp) is the source of this 1664-nucleotide messenger RNA. It is a transcript of the gene tm4sf21b, whose product is annotated as transmembrane 4 L six family member 21b. The coding region runs from base 92 to 682 and encodes 196 amino acids. NCBI's taxonomy places the organism in Eukaryota, Metazoa, Chordata, Actinopteri, Cypriniformes, Cyprinidae. Gene Ontology annotation, cellular component: membrane. The transcript is spliced from 5 exons. The record is from RefSeq and is a predicted model, not a curated record.
CUCUCCUCACUUCAGCACUCGAGAAGAAAGGCUUACAUGCUUAAAGUCAGCUUAAUAUUUCUCAGUUUUAAUUAAAGAAAAUAUUCACAUCAUGUGUACAGGAAAGUGCUCCAAGUUUAUUGGCAUCAGCCUUUAUCCGCUGGCACUGCUGUCCAUCGUCUGCAACAUUUUUCUGUUCUUCCCUGAUCUUCAAACCAUUUAUUCCCAGCAGGAAGCAGAGGGACUCUACCGUCUUGCAGAUGAGAUCAAAUACAUGGGAGGCAUUGUUGGAGGAGGCAUCUUGGUGUUGAUCCCUGCGAUCCACAUUCAUAGCACUGGGAGACAAGGCUGUUGUGCAAACCGCUGUGGGAUGUUCCUGUCCGUUAUCUUCGCUGCAGCUGGUGUGGCUGGUGCCCUGUACAGUGGCAUUAUAGCUGUGGUUGGAUUGAUUCGUGGACCAGUUUGCAGUGUUGAAGAUGGUACAUGGAGCAGACCAUUCCUAAACAGCACUACAAGCUAUUUGGGAGACUCUGACCUUUGGAACAUUUGCAAAGAACCAGAAAAUAUUGUGGAGUUUCACAUUGGCCUGUUUUCUGCUCUGCUGGUGGCUGCUUGUUUAGAACUGCUGCUCUGUGGAAUCCAGGUGCUCAACGGCCUCUUUGGCUGCAUCUGUGGUUCAUGCAGCCACAAAGAGGUGGCAUAAGUUCAAAAUGACAACAGACUGGAUCAACACAGGAUCAAGAUUUAUUACCAGACACAUAUCAGUCGUCAUUACCAAUCUGUGACCUUUUGAAAACGUGGGAGUGUACAGUGAUAAACAAUAAAGUACCGUACUUCACACAUACUUCACUGACUAAUACCAUGUGUUGUCUAUUAAACCAUUGUUUACAGAUUGAAUAACAGAUUGAGAAAAUGUGGCAGGACAACAUUACUGGUAAUUUCCUAAAUAACUAAAUGUGUCCCUGGACCACAUAACCUUAAGUCGCUGGGGUAUAUUUUUCGCAAUAGCAAAAACAUUGUAUGCGUCAAAAUUAUCGAUUUUUCUUUUAUGCCAAAAUUUAUUAAGGAUAUUAAGUAAAGAUCAUGUUCCAUGAAGAUAUUUUGUACAUUCCCUACCAUACAUAUAUCAAAACCUAAUUUUUUAUUAGUAAUAUGCAGUGCUAAGAAUUCAUUUGGACAAAUUCAAAGGCGAUUUUAUCAGUAAUUUAGAUUUUUUUUGCACCCUCAGAUUCCAGAUUUUCCAAUAGUUGUAUCUGAUCCUAAUAAACCAUACAUCAAUGGAAAUGUUACCAUUAUGACUGGUUUUGUGGUCCAGGGUCACAAAUAAAUAAAUACAAUUGGUCCAUUUUUGUACAAAUGUAAAUAUGUUACAGUUGUAUCUUUUUUUUCUUAUAAUGUGUUGUGAAAUAUCCAGCAAUAUCCAGAUGUUAUAAUAACAUGAAUGUAUUCAUGUUAUCAUUGCAAAAUAUAAUAAAAUAAUGUUCUCCAAACAUUAUCUUUAACUGGAUUUAAGUUUACUUUACUACUGUGCGUGUGUAUCAAGAGUAAUAGCACAUUCAACCACUUUGAUGUGGGAGGAUUUUUUUGACUUCGAUCUAAAUGUAUCCAGAUAUUUAAAGCAUUUAACUUUUAAAGAAAGCAUUUAGCUUGUGUAGUUGGUAGUAGUGGCUGAAAUAAAACUCAUA